This is a messenger RNA of Rhagoletis zephyria (snowberry fruit fly), 333 nucleotides long. NCBI's taxonomy places the organism in Eukaryota, Metazoa, Arthropoda, Insecta, Diptera, Tephritidae. The record is from RefSeq and is a predicted model, not a curated record.
AUGUCCACCAGCACCAGCAACAGCAAUGACCAACGUCGACCGGACAAAGUCUUGCGGUACAAGCCAUUCGCCGCCGGCGGGAGUUCCCACUCUGAUGAUUCCAUGCCUGAUUACAUGAACGUCCUUAGUAUGCUCUUCUCAAUGUGUGGUCUGAUGAUGAAACUCAAAUGGUGUGCCUGGAUUGCCAUCUUCUGCUCGGCAAUUAGCUUCGCCAACUCGAGAAUUCAGGAUGAUACGAAGCAGAUAUUCUCCAGCUUCAUGCUCUCCUUCUCUGCCGUGAUCAUGACCUACUUGCAGAACCCACUUCCAAUGACCUUACCCUUUUCAAGUUGA